Camellia sinensis is the source of this 555-nucleotide messenger RNA. Lineage: Eukaryota; Viridiplantae; Streptophyta; Magnoliopsida; Ericales; Theaceae. The record is from RefSeq and is a predicted model, not a curated record.
AUGACCGGCCGUGAUGUAGAUGACAUCUUAAUCACUAGCAGUGAUAUUAAGCAUAUUCAAACUCUAGUCACUCAAAUCCACCAACUGUUUUCUAUGAAAGAACUUCGUUCCAUAUCCUAUUUUCUGGGUAUCUCUGUUGAGUCUACAGUUUCUGGUUUUGUUUUAUCACAACCUACAUAUGCUCAAGACAUUCUUCAUAAAGCUAGAAUGCUGGAUUGUAAACCUUGCUAUUCUCCUAUUGCAGUCAAGCCUACUGUGACUCCUACUUGUGAUCAUUCUUUUGCCAAUCCCACUCUGUAUCGAAGUGUGGUCGGAGCUUUGCAAUACUUGACAAUUACCAGACCUGACUUGUCCUUUGGAGUUAAUCAAUUAUGUCAACAUAUGCAGGACCCUACUAAUGCUCAUUUUUUUGCAGUAAAAAGGGUUCUUCGAUUUGUUAAGGGUACUCUUCAUCAUGGCCUCACCUACAUUCCUAGUUCUUUUGACCUUCAUGCUUAUUCAGACUCUAACUGGGUUGGGGAUGUUCUUGACAGAAAGUCCACCUCUAAUUAUUGA